Mytilinidion resinicola is the source of this 3067-nucleotide messenger RNA. RefSeq lists its product as uncharacterized. NCBI's taxonomy places the organism in Eukaryota, Fungi, Ascomycota, Dothideomycetes, Mytilinidiales, Mytilinidiaceae. The transcript is spliced from 3 exons. Gene Ontology annotation, molecular function: ATP hydrolysis activity; ATP binding; ABC-type transporter activity. The coding region runs from base 33 to 2957 and encodes 974 amino acids. Gene Ontology annotation, biological process: transmembrane transport. Gene Ontology annotation, cellular component: membrane. The record is from RefSeq and is a predicted model, not a curated record.
CUUCCCCAAACCACCCCCUCUGGCCCACUCUGAUGUCUCUGUCGCCAGAGCUUGGGGCGACCGCCGGGACCAUGAUCGUGUCUCUUGCGCACCGCGGGCCCGCAGAGCUCGCCAGCUCUUCUCGUGCCGCGCCGUGGGUCCGCACGCUGCUGGUGCUGCAGUUCGCCUACCCCGUCCUUCUGCUCGUCUUCUUUCUCCUUGCCUUCACUAUCCGCAGCAUCAGGUCUGCCUCUAAUGCUAGUCUUAAUUGCGAGCCCGUCACCACCAGCGGUCCCGGCGGAAAACCGCUCCCCAACACCGACCCAACGCGCAACGCCCCCAAGGGCGAGGCCAAGGACGAUGUCACUCGCUCCCAGAAGCUGCUGUUCGGGUGGCUGUCCAUUGGCGUCGCCCUCACCUUUGUUGGCAACUCCAUCAACGUCAUUGUCCAUGCCAUCUACAACCGGAAGGAAGAGUGGUGGUGCGGCCAAAGCGUCGUGAUCUAUCUGGUUGGAGCCUUCUUUGUCUACCUGCUCUUGGUCAUCUCGCUGGUCGACUCGAAGCCGACGCCGAAUUCGGUCUACCUCGCCACUUGGUCCUGCGCCCUCGUUCUCGAGAUCAUCCUCCUAGCCGCCUCGCUCUCUAUAUACACGCACGCGCAUCGAGAGAAGCGUGCAGGGAAACCUCGCCAUGGACAUCUUCGGUUUAGGAUGACCGAAUGGGAAAUAACCGAGGUGGUGGUUGAUCUGCUGCGGAUCAUCUUGCUCAUAGCGCUGAUUGGCUUCUACAUCCUGUUCGUCACACUGCGCAACCGCAAGAAGCACGCGCAAGCCCAGAACGCGGCCGAGACUCAAGGGCUCCUCGCCGAAAGCCGUGCCGAGAACGGCGAGAACGGCCACGCCAAUGGCGACUACGGUUCUACCCUCCCCGUCAGCGGACGGCAUGCGCACACCGAAGGAGCCGGGCCUGGAUGGAGUAGGCCUGUCAAUGUCCCAUCACGAAACUGGUGGGACUACAUCAAAGGGUACCAUGUCUUCUUCCCCUACCUCUGGCCUUCCAAGGAUCGAAAACUGCAGAUCAUUGUAGUGAUUUGCUUUACCAUCGUCACUCUCCAGAGAGUGGUCAAUCUGGUAGUACCAAUAGCCGUGGGCUGGAUCAUCAACGAGCUCUCGGGUGAGAGUGGGCGAGGCGACGGUGGCAAAAUCAUGAUGCCGUGGUGGCCCAUCUGCCUCUACAUUUUUCUGCGAUUCAUCCAGGGCAACAACGGCGUACUUGGCGCCAUUCGUUCGUCCCUGUGGAUCCCCAUUGGCCAGUACUCGUAUCGCGAGCUUUCAGUAGCUGCAUUCGAGCAUGUUCACGGGCUCAGCUUGGAUUUCCACCUGGGCAAGAAGACGGGCGAGGUUCUGUCUGCCCUUGGCAAAGGCGCUUCUAUCAACACCUUCUUGGAGCAGGUGACAUUUUCGGUUUUGCCAAUGCUCGUCGAUCUGUGCGUGGCCAUCGGCUACUUCUUGGUCGCUUUUGACGCCUAUUAUGCCCUGGUCGUCUCCAUCGUGACUUUCUGGUACAUCUACCUCACUAUUCGCAUGGCCCAAUGGCGAGCUGAAAUGCGCCGCCAAAUGGUCAAUGCGGACAGAGAGGAGGACGCAGUGAAAAACGACUCGAUGGUUUCCUAUGAAACGGUCAAGUACUUCAACGCGGAACAGUACGAAUUCAAUCGGUAUCGAUCCGCCGUCGAAAAGUUCCAGGCUGCUGAGUAUGGUGUCUUGUUCUCGCUUAACCUGAUGAACGUCACACAAAACAUGGUGUUCAUGCUGGGCCUCAUGAUCACGUGUUUCAUCUCUGCCUACCAGGUGACAACUGGUCAGAGCCAGGUCGGUCAAUUUGUAACACUUUUGACUUACAUGGCGCAACUGCAACAACCUCUGAAUUUCUUUGGUACUUUCUAUCGCAUGAUUCAGUCGGCGAUGAUCAACUCGGAACGAAUGCUGGAGCUCUUCAAAGAAAAACCAACCGUUGUGGACAAAGAAGGUGCUGGAACGCUUCCAACAUGCGAAGGAGACAUUCGCUUCAACGAGGUGCAAUUUUCAUACGACAACAGGAAACCCGCUCUGCAGGGAUUGGACUUCCAUUGCGCGCCAGGAACCACCACAGCCUUUGUUGGCGAGUCUGGUGGCGGUAAAUCGACAGUUUUCCGCCUCCUUUUCCGCUUCUACAACAUCCUCGGCGGCAGCAUUCAGGUCGACGGCCACGACGUUGUCGACCUUACCAUCGACUCUCUUCGGCGGCACAUCGGCGUCGUACCACAAGACACUGUGCUCUUCAACGAAACACUCAUGUACAACCUCAAGUAUGCCAACCCCGACGCCACGGACGAGCAAGUGUACGAAGCGUGCCGUGCUGCCAGCAUCCACGACAAGAUCAUGGCAUUCCCGGACCGCUAUGAAACGCGCGUGGGCGAGCGUGGCCUACGCUUGUCAGGGGGCGAGAAGCAACGAGUGGCAAUCGCACGAACUAUUCUGAAGAACCCGCGCAUCAUCAUGCUCGAUGAGGCAACGGCGGCGCUGGAUACAACGACGGAGCAGCACAUUCAGGAAGCGCUCACGACGCUCGGAAAGGGACGUACCAUGUUGGUGAUUGCGCAUCGCCUCAGCACCAUCACUCGGGCGGAUCAAAUCCUUGUGCUCCACAAAGGCAAGGUCCACGAACGCGGGACGCAUGCCGAGCUCCUCGCGUUGAAGGGGAAGUACGCAAACAUGUGGGAGAAGCAAAUCCAGGCGCAGCGAGCGGCGGAAGAGGCGAAGGUACUGAAGGACAAGGCGGACCGGCUAAGGCGAGAAUCCAUUCAUGAUGACGAUGACAGUAGGAGCACCAGUCCCGUUGACAGUGAGGACGAGCGGGCAAAGGCAAGUGGUAGUGGAGCGGCGACACCUAAGGUUAGCGGGGGUGGAGGCCAUCAUCAUGGCCACCACGGACACUAGCCCUGUUUGAUUAUCUUUUCUGGAUUGUUUGGUGAGCGAGGGGCAUGGUGGAUCAUUGGUGGUCUACUGCAUUAUUUCAGGAGCAAGGCCUGGCGGUUCUGUUGUUUGCG